GUGGGACCUGAGAUGAAACCGCAAUCUUUUCUAUUUCCGAUAUAUAAUACAAUUUCUGCUUCGACAUUACCACUGAAUUUCCGCAUUUCCUGCGUUUUUAAAAAUAUGCAGAUCGGCCAAGAUGAGCCGAGCAAACGCGAAGCAUUUAAUUCAAAGAAUGAAGAUGGAGUGAAAAAGGGGAAACGUGGAAAGCACACUGAAUGCAAACGCCAUGUUUGCCAAGAAUGUGGGAAAGUAUUAAGCACAUCAAACGCACUCAGAUUACACACACGUCUUCACAAAGAAGAAAGGUCAUUCGAAUGUGAAAUAUGUAACAAGAAGUUCACUCAAAAAGGUCAUUUGACCAGGCAUAUAUCGAUGGUACAUAUGGGAGAGAGAAAAUACCCCUGUGAUGUCUGUGGAAAACGCUUCGCGGAAAAGUCUAAUAUAAAGAAGCAUUACGCCAAAAAACACGCGGAACCAGGAACAAUAAAAAAAGCAGACAAUAACAAGCCAAGGCCAUUUACCUGCGAAGUUUGUGGAAAAACCUUUGUGUUUGAAUUAGUUUUGAAUAAUCACAGAGUUGUGCACACCGGGGAAAAACCUUAUACAUGCGAAGUCUGUGGCAAAUGCUUCGGUUAUAAAGUAUCCUUGAACAAACAUAUGCAAACACACGCGGGACAAAAUCUUGUCAAAGAGAGACCUUUUGCCUGUGAACUAUGCGGUGCCAAGUAUGCAAAGAAAAAUGAACUGCGACAACACAGCGUUGUACACACUGGUGAAAAACCAUACUCUUGCGAUUUAUGCGGGAAAACUUAUGGGUGGAAAAAAAGUGUAAAAAUACACAAGUUGUCAUCGUGCUUUGCCAAGCAUGCAGAUUCAGAAACUCACUUAUGAGUGUUAUAAGUGCAUUUAUGUUGUGCAAGUCUCAGAUCACUUUCGUUUGCAUGGUUAUCUCACUUGGUGUCGUUUUUGUUUUAUAUCAGGCCUUCGGGACAUGCGUUGAUACUUGUUCAAUCAGAGCGCUAGAUUUUUUUCUCCCACUUUUGUAUUUAUUACUGUUAUCACCAGUGUCUCCGCUCCAAUUAUUAUUGUUUUUUUUUGGCCCCUUCUCAAAUAUGAAAUGGUAUUUUUUACUCUAUUUUAUAUUUUUGUUUGUACAAAAUGUCUUUUCAUUAUGUUAAUAAAUAAACGAUUGUCUUCAAAAUUUCGUCUCGAACUUCAAACAUUAGUUCGGACUCUACUCUAUCAAGGCUCUUUCAAAAUUGACCUGUCGGUUGUUCUUCGGAAUCCUGACAAAUUGUGGAAUAAAACGAUAUGGCGUGGUCGCCCUUUUAAAUAGGUCAAGGCAAUACCGAGAUAGCCUACAUGGAUAAUAAUGCCUCAUUGCCGCUAAUAUACAAUAUGAUAAGGCUAACUUUUGCCAAUUAGCUAAAUCAACAUUUCCCGCCUAGUUACCAAUCCUGGUGAUAACAGUACCAGCUAACCAACUAUUGACUCACAUUAUGAAUUAUCCUAAUCCUACCAGUAGAGUUAAAUUCUACAGGUCCUAUUUCUACUUGUUUGGUGGUGUUGUCAAUCAACUUCAGUAACAACUUUUGACACAGUAGUAAAACACACAUAAGCACAUUCAAACCUGCAUGAAACGUUGUAAUGAAAGUUCAUAU
Molecule: messenger RNA, 1646 nt
Organism: Styela clava
Lineage: Eukaryota; Metazoa; Chordata; Ascidiacea; Stolidobranchia; Styelidae
Source: RefSeq, a predicted model, not a curated record